Molecule: messenger RNA, 5080 nt
Organism: Caretta caretta (loggerhead turtle)
Lineage: Eukaryota; Metazoa; Chordata; Testudines; Cheloniidae
Gene: SLC38A5
Product: solute carrier family 38 member 5
Biological process (GO): glycine transport; serine transport; L-glutamine transport
Cellular component (GO): plasma membrane
Molecular function (GO): L-glutamine transmembrane transporter activity; glycine transmembrane transporter activity
Source: RefSeq, a predicted model, not a curated record
UGAGGCCAGACUCACACCCGCCCCAGCCCCCGCCUGCGCAGGGGUGUGAUUGGCCGGGUGUGCACGUCUCCGGGCGCGGGUGUGCGGCUGGGGGAGCGCGCGGCUGGGCCUACGGGGUGUGCGACCCCCCCACACACACACCUGGCCCGACCCCGGAUCUCCCCGUCUGGCCUGUUCCCGCCUCACGCCCGGGUGGGAAGGUGACCCCGGCGCUGCGCCCCAACAGUGAUCUCUGACACCCCGCCCCCCCGUACACGCACCUCACGUCCACACCCCGAACUGGCCCGCGUCCGCCAUGGAGCUGCAGAAGAUGGAGGAGCAGGAGGGGCUGGAGAUGUUAAACGGGUCUGUCCCGGAGUGCGACAAAGCCAGCAGCCUGGAGGAUGGCCCUUCCCCUGGCAGGGACCCCACGGCGGAGGUGACAGCGGCCGAGCAGGAGGGCUUCCUGCCCCACGCCGCCGGCAAGAAGCUGAGCCAGUUCACUGACUUCGAGGGGAAGACGUCGUUCGGGAUGUCGGUCUUUAACCUCAGCAACGCCAUCAUGGGCAGUGGCAUCCUGGGCCUUGCCUACGCCAUGAGCAACACGGGCAUUGUGCUCUUCGUCGUGCUAUUGAUCUGCAUCGCGCUUCUCUCCGCGUACUCCAUCCACCUGCUGCUGAAAUGUGCUGGCGUCGUAGGGAUCCGCGCCUACGAAGAGCUGGGUUACCGGGCGUUCGGCCCGGGCGGCAAGGUGGUGGCGGCGGUGGUCAUCUGUGUGCACAACACGGGAGCCAUGUCCAGUUACCUGUACAUUGUGAAAUACGAGUUGCCUUUAGUGAUACAGACGUUCCUGGGCCUGACGGAGAACACGGAGAACUGGUACAUGAAUGGCAACGUGCUAAUUAUCAUCGUCAGCGUCUGUGUCAUCCUGCCCCUGGCACUCAUGAAACAUCUUGGCUAUCUGGGGUACACCAGCGGGCUCUCGCUGACCUGCAUGGUCUUCUUCCUCAUGUCGGUGAUCUACAAGAAGUUCCAGAUCUCCUGCCCGCUGAACGGGACCGAGCCCGUGACAUCCCUCGUCUACUACAAUGGGCACAAUGCCAGCUCCGCGGGCACCGCUGGGGACGAGUGCACGGCCCAGACCUUCACCGUCAACUCCCAGACGGCGUACACCAUCCCCAUCUUGGCUUUUGCAUUCGUCUGUCACCCAGAGGUGCUGCCCAUCUACACAGAGCUACGCAGGGCCUCGAAGCGGCGCAUGCAGAACGUGGCGAACGUCUCCAUCCUGGCCAUGUUCGUCAUGUACCUGCUGACGGCCAUCUUCGGCUACCUCACCUUCUACGGGAACGUCGAGUCGGAAAUGCUGCACACGUACAGCGAGGUGGAUCCCCUGGACCGGCUCAUCCUCUGCGUCCGACUGGCCGUGCUGAUGGCCGUCACGCUGACGGUACCCGUGGUGCUCUUCCCGAUCCGCAGAGCCAUCCAGCAGCUACUCUUCCAUGGGAAGGAUUUUAGCUGGGUUCGACAUGUGAGCAUCGCUAUCGGCCUUCUGUUCGUUGUCAAUCUCCUCGUCAUCUUUGUCCCUAACAUCCGGGAUAUCUUUGGAGUCAUUGGCGCCACCUCCGCCCCCAGUCUCAUCUUCAUCCUCCCCAGCAUCUUCUACCUCCGCAUCGUUCCCAAUGAAAAAGAACCGCUGAGAUCCAGGCCAAAAAUCCAGGCCGCCUGUUUUGCUGCCCUCGGCUUCAUCUUCAUGGUGAUGAGUCUCAGCUUCAUCGUGGCUGACUGGGUGACGACCGGCCGCAGCAGCGGUGGGGGGCACUGACCCGCCCCCCCGUCCCCCGGCACAGACACAUGGACCCCACUGGGCCAGCUCGGGGGCCCAGACGUCACUGGGGCAAGGGCACCACCGCCUCCCACUGGCUCUCGCUGCGCUGCAGCCAUGGCAACGCUGAGACCGGUGCUAGGGCCCGCCCAUUGGCCAACUGUCACCAUGGCAACGCUACAGACCCUGGCAUCAACUGGUGUCCAUGGGAACGGCGCCAGUGCUCUUCCAUCGACUGUUACCGUGGCAAUGCUACAGCUCCUGGUUUCCAUGGGAAUGGUGCCAAGGUCCUUCCAUCGGUCGACUGUUACCGCGGCAACGCUGCAGCUUCUGGCAGUGACUGGUUUCCAUGGGAAUGGCGCUAAGGCCCUCCUAUUUGCGCCCUGUAGUCAUGGCAGCCUCCCAUUUCCAUGGGACAAAGGUCCUGAUUGGGCCAUUGGUGCCAUGGCAAUGGCAGGUUCCCCGGACUACUGAGUCCCCUGACUACAGCACAACCGGCUUCUCCUUAGCUCCCUGUCGCCGUGGCAACGUGGCAGGUCCCCAGAGGAACAACACCAGGCAUUUGUUGCCGUGAUAACGCUUUGGUUACUGCUGGAGUGGGUGGGUGGGGGAUCCCAUAGCAACAGUUCCCUCCAGACAAUGCCUCCCACCUCUUUGGUUCCCAUGGAGACAGGAACACCCCCUCUCCCCCGCUUGUACUCAUUCCCUGGCGUCAGUCGAAGAGGGACUGUGAAUCUGACUGUGCCAGGGCGGGGGCCGGGUGAGUCCAUGGUGCUCCCUGGGCGACAAUCUAAUUUAUUGCUCUUAUUUAAUUUGGAGCCAGCAGCCAGACCAAAGAGUGAUGCCAGUCUCACUGUUGGGGCUAGUAUCGUGACACCCCCCCAGGAUUCCUGGGUCCCUUCCCUGGCUCCAGGAGGGGAGUGAGGUCCAGUGGUUAUAGCUGGGGGGGAGGGGCUGGGAGCCAGGACUCCUGGGUCCUAUCCCCAGCGACGGGGCCGCGGACCGUCCACUUUUUGUGCCUCAGUUUCCCCACCAGGAGAUAGGGGCGUGUUCCCAUCCUGCUGAGGAUUAACCCUCGAGCGUCUGGAAUCUCCAGGGCUGGAGGAGAUGCUGUUACUGUUACAGCAAUGGGGGAGGUAGGGGUGAGCGUCCCAUGGAGCCUCAGGACUCCUGGGUUCUUCCCGGGACGCCUGGCUUCCUGAGCGGGGCUGGGGGGAGGGGAAGCCAUGCGCCUUCAGACCUGUUUUCCGCCUGGGACAGGUCCCAAUUGCAGAAUUCACCCCACAUCAGCACCCUCCCCCCACCACACAGGAGGUGUCGGGGCGGGCGUUUAAUCGAACCCUGGGUCUCCUUUCUCUUUUCAAACUACCUCACCACCCAGAGACAGGCCCAGGGUCACUAACGCUGCUCGCCCCAGCCCCUUCAGAGAGCAAAGGGUUAAGGACGGGGCUGUCUAGGGGGGGGCACCCCCCUGAUCACGGGGUGGGAGGCAAUCCUGGUACAGGCGCCCCCUCGGAGCCAGAGAAUGCUCUGUCUGCCCUGUCGAGAAAGCCCGGGGCCUCCGCUUCCUCCUUCAGAAACGGCUAGAUCUCACCCCAAUGGCUCCUUCUCCCCUCUAGAAAAAUCCUCGUGCCUACAUGUUUUCCUCCAGAAACCGCUAGUUCCCACCCCGCCGCCUCCAUCUCCCCCCUAGAAAAAUCCCGACACCUCCGCUUCCGCCUCCAGAGAUCUCUAGAUCCUGCUCCAGCGCCUCCGUCGCUCCUCUAGAAAAGUCCAUGUCCUUCUCCAGGCACCUUUCGAUCUCGCCCCAGUGCCUCCACCUCCUCUCUAGAAAAAUCCCGAUGCCGCCACUUCCUCCUCCAGAGAGCUCUAGAUCUUGCCCUGACGCCGCCAUCUCCCUUCUGGAAAAAUCCCUUAUGCCUACAUGUUUUCAUCCAGAAACCUCUAGAUCCCACCCCGAUGGCUCCAUCUCUGCUCUAGAAAACCCUGGGGUCUUGCGUCCUCCUCCAGCGAUCUCUAGAUCCCACCCGAUGGCUCCAUUUCCCUUCUAGAAAAGCCCCAAUGCCCCCACCCGCAGCAGAGCUCCUCCACCGCAGCAGCCUUAGCAUUUAAUGCCUCUUCAGCCCAGUGCCUUAACAGCCCCCCGGCCUCUGGUGCAGCCCCCUCCCCUCAAAGUAGCCAUCUCCUGCCCCCCAAAUUCUACCCCAACCCUGGCCAUUCUGCCCCGCCGUGGCCCACUUGCCCCCCUGCCCCGACACAGCAGUUAUAUUGGCAGAAAGGGGCCCUAUAGAGAAUCAGGACUCCUGGGUUCUCUCCCUGGCUCUGGGAGGGCAGUGGGGUCUAGUGCUGAGAGCUGGGAGCCAGGACUCCUGCUCUAACCACUCCAAUAUUCCCUUUCUCCAGGGACAGGUUCCCUGGAGCUGAAGGAAACUGAUAUUCUGCCAGCCAGGCGGGGAACACCCCCACCCCCAAAAAAUGUGGAGACCAUGCAACCAAAUCAGAGCAACUGAUCUCUUUUAUUGGGCCCACAACUGGGGAAAGAGACAAGUUUCCGAACUUCUGCAGAGCUCAUGUCCCUCCCCUGGGAGUUGGGCCGGUAAAAGACAUUACGUUCCCCACCUUGGCUGUGUCAUGUCCAGGCAACGCCGCCAACCCCCCACCAAAAAAAUGUCCUUUUCCGGAAGGAGAAACAAAAAAAAGACCAUUUUGGAAAGCGGGAUUUUUGCCCCCCAUCCGAGGGUCCAAAAACUUGGCUUUUCCCCCUUACUAACUCUCAGGACGUUUUCCAAACCGUCGGGUUUCCUUUUUGAGGCCCGGUGUUGCCUCGGGCUCGGGGACGCUGGUAGAAGGGUCCCGGGUUCAGAUUCUGGGGUGGAUGGGUUCCAGGCCUGGUUAAUUCAGGGCUGGCCUGGACGGGAUAAUCACACCGGGGCUGGCUCCCCCACACUGAAAACCUUCAUCCCGCCAGCCCCUAAAGUCGGCGUCUCGGCCUAUUGAUCCUGCCUGGAUUCACGUGACUCCAGACGCCCGAGGCUUUACGGAGAUAAAAGGGCCCCUUGAAGCAGCUUUUCGGUCAGCACGUCUGGCCCGAUCCUGUCCCCAGCGCUAGUGACAAAGCCAAAAGACCCCCCUGCUCCCCAUUGCAGCAGGGGUUCCCCACCCCCAUGGCUGGAGGGGGGGGAUGCUGUGGGGAGGGGCACCACAAUGUGAAAGCGAUGCAGGGAGCUGGUGGCUUUUGUAGGGUAGCUCUGGGUUUCAAUAAAUAGCAACCAGACUUUC